This is a messenger RNA of Poecilia reticulata (guppy), 752 nucleotides long. RefSeq names its product mitochondrial matrix import factor 23 (gene mix23). Gene Ontology annotation, cellular component: mitochondrion; mitochondrial intermembrane space. Lineage: Eukaryota; Metazoa; Chordata; Actinopteri; Cyprinodontiformes; Poeciliidae. The record is from RefSeq and is a predicted model, not a curated record.
CACCGUCUUGAACAGCCAUCUCGUGCUGGUGUUGUGAAGGACCCUGCAGUCCACUAUGGCGGCGCCCGAUGGGACUUUAAACUGUGAGGACUUUUCCAUGUUUCAGGAGGGCUUGAAGGUGAUGCGCACUAUAGACGACCGCAUCGUCCACGCCCUGAACACUACUGUGCCCACAGUGUCCUUCUCGGGAAAAGUGGACGCCACACAGACCUGCAAAGAGCUUUAUGAGUCGUUGAUGAAAGCCCAUCUGAGUAGAGACAAAGCCAUCAAGACUUGUAUAGCUCAGAAAUCGGAGGUGGUGGUGCAGCUGCGGGAAGAACGAGAAAAAGACAGCGACAAUCUGAAACUGGUCAAACAACUUCGAAAGGAACAAACCAACUUGAAACUCAUGCAGUCAGAGCUGAACGUCGAAGAAGUUGUCAAUGACAGAAGUCUGAAGGUUUUCGUUGAACGAUGCAGAAUCCACUACCUGCCUCCGAAGGUGUAGCGAAGAUCCCUAUGAGGAAAAAGAGUGUUUAAACCCAGACUGGAGCUGAGCGCGUGUGUGUGCGCGCCGCUGCUGAGCACCGACGGCUCAGCGGGCGACGCUCGCCCUCCAGACCAAUCAGAGCUCCUCUCCACUUCACCUGUUCUCAGUGUCAUUAUGGUAUAGCAGAAUGAAUGCUGUAAAAGUCAUAUUUGUUCUUCACAAGGGAAUAUUGUACAAAAGCUUUUUUUUAAAAAAAAACCACAAUGAACUGUUUUCAAGUCAC